Anopheles maculipalpis is the source of this 622-nucleotide messenger RNA. RefSeq names its product thioredoxin reductase-like selenoprotein T homolog CG3887 (gene SelT). Lineage: Eukaryota; Metazoa; Arthropoda; Insecta; Diptera; Culicidae. Bases 12 to 620 code for a protein of 202 amino acids. The record is from RefSeq and is a predicted model, not a curated record. Gene Ontology annotation, molecular function: thioredoxin-disulfide reductase (NADPH) activity. The transcript has 3 exons. Gene Ontology annotation, biological process: cell redox homeostasis. Gene Ontology annotation, cellular component: endoplasmic reticulum membrane.
GGCUGUUUACAAUGUUGCGUUCCCUGGUGCGGUCACAUUUUAAGCUCCUGACAGCGAUACUGUUGGCCGGUCUGGCCGUGAGUCUCGUGGAGGGCGAAAAAGAAAUACCACUUACCAAGUUCAGCCAGGAUGUUGGCGGGUACGGCGCAACGAUGACGUUCCUGUACUGCUAUUCUUGCGGGUAUCGUAAGGCCUUCGAUGACUACUACAACAUCAUCCGUGAGAAGUAUCCGGAAAUAACGAUCCGGGGCGGUAACUAUGAUCCGUCCGGGUUUAAUAUGCUGCUAUCGAAGGUGCUGCUAGUGACGAAGCUACUGCUGAUCGCGGCACUCAUGUCGAACUACGACAUCGGUCGCUACAUUGGCAAUCCGUUUGCCGGCUGGUGGCGAUGGUGCUUUAACAACAAACUGUAUGCAUCGAUGAUGAUUUUCUUCCUGGGUAAUACACUGGAAGCACAGCUCAUAUCAUCCGGCGCAUUCGAGAUAACACUGAACGAUGUGCCUGUGUGGUCGAAACUAGAAACGGGCCGGUUUCCUGCGCCACAGGAAAUGUUUCAAAUCAUCGAUAAUCACCUACAGUUUGCCAACAAGAUUGAGCCAAAUCCGGACUUUGUUAAAUAAGC